AUGCUCUGUUAUAAUAAAUACGUCGCGCUCUCUGUGGUGUCUAUCUAUCUAUCUAUCUAUCUAUCUAUCUAUCUAAUGAAAUGGACUAAGUCCGACAUAUUGUCUAUCCAGGCGGAAAGAAAGAGUAUUUGCAAGCCGAACUCUUUUCCCCCUUUUUUCGGAAUAGCUUUAUUUUUUCAAUCGAUAAGUAUACGUUCCUUUUACCGAGUUCAUUUUAAUACAAUUCUUUCUUUCUUUCUUUCUUCCUUUCUUAGUUUGUUCAUUUUCUAUCUAUCUAUCUAUCUAUCUAUCUAUCUAUCUAUCUAUCUAUCUAUCUAUCUAUCUAUCUAUCUAUCUCAGUCUCGUUUGAAAUCUAUCUCAAUUUGUUCAUCUAUCUAUCUAUCUAUCUAUCUAUCUAUCUAUCUAUCUAUCUAUCUAUCUAUCUAUCUAUCUCAGUCGUUUGAAAUCUAUCUCAAUUUGUUCGUCUAUCUAUCUAUCUAUCUAUCUAUCUAUCUAUCUAUCUAUCUAUCUAUCUAUCUAUCUCAGUCGUUUAUCUAUCUCAAAUGUUUGUUUAUCUAUCUAUCUAUCUAUCUAUCUAUCUAUCUAUCUAUCUAUCUAUCUAUCUAUCUCAGACUCUUCUCAUUCUACUUCUUUCUAUCUCCAAAUAUUUCAUUAUCAAUGAAUUUUAUCAAGAAACACGUAAGAGUAUUUUACACUUGUUUUCGUUUGCAUUCACAUCUAUCUAUCUAUCUAUCUAUCUAUCUAUCUAUCUAUCUAUCUCAUGGUGUUCAUAUCUAUCUCACUCAUCGUGUUCGAAUCUAUCUAUCUAUCUAUCUAUCUAUCUAUCUAUCUAUCUAUCUAUCUAUCUCAUGGUGUUCAUAUCUAUUUCACUCAUCGUGUUCGGAUCUAUCUAUCUAUCUAUCUAUCUAUCUAUCUAUCUAUCUAUCUAUCUAUCUAUCUAUCUCAUGGUGUUCAUAUCUAUCUCACUCAUCGUGUUCGAAUCUAUCUAUCUAUCUAUCUAUCUAUCUAUCUAUCUAUCUCAUGGUGUUCAUAUCUAUUUCACUCAUCGUGUUCGGAUCUAUCUAUCUAUCUAUCUAUCUAUCUAUCUAUCUAUCUAUCUAUCUCAUGGUGUUCAUAUCUAUCUCACUCAUCGUGUUCGAAUCUAUCUAUCUAUCUAUCUAUCUAUCUAUCUAUCUAUCUAUCUAUCUCAUGGUGUUCAUAUCUAUUUCACUCAUCGUGUUCGGAUCUAUCUAUCUAUCUAUCUAUCUAUCUAUCUAUCUAUCUCAUGGUGUUCAUAUCUAUCUGACUCAUCGUGUUCGGAUCUAUCUAUCUAUCUAUCUAUCUAUCUAUCUAUCUCAUGGUGUUCAUAUCUAUUUCACUCAUCGUGUUCCUAUCUAUCUAUCUUUCUAUCUAUCUAUUCAUUUCAUUAUAUUCAUAUCUAUCUAUCUAUCUAUCUAUCUAUCUAUUUAUUAUAUCGCAGCAUGUUCAAAUCUAUCUAUGUCAAGUCUUCUCAAUUCUCUCCUCCUCUGUCUGUCUGUCUGUCUGUCUCUCUCUCUCUCUCUCUCUCUCUGA
Messenger RNA from Acanthosepion pharaonis, 1551 nucleotides. The record is from the annotation of a GenBank genome assembly. NCBI's taxonomy places the organism in Eukaryota, Metazoa, Mollusca, Cephalopoda, Sepiida, Sepiidae.